This is a messenger RNA of Hipposideros armiger (great roundleaf bat), 2227 nucleotides long. RefSeq names its product uncoupling protein 3 (gene UCP3). Gene Ontology annotation, biological process: transmembrane transport. The record is from RefSeq and is a predicted model, not a curated record. NCBI's taxonomy places the organism in Eukaryota, Metazoa, Chordata, Mammalia, Chiroptera, Hipposideridae. The coding region runs from base 354 to 1289 and encodes 311 amino acids. The transcript is spliced from 7 exons.
UCUGGAACUCUGACUUCCCCCCUCACCUCCCUGCCCCCCACCAGCCGCCUCUUGUCAAAUGAUCAAGCUGUCAUCUAGUGUCUCAAGGGUAAGGUUUCAGGUCAGCUGGAGUGUAUAAAGAUAGGUGCCAAGCCUGAGGCGGCAGAGACAGCAGUGAAUGGUGAGGGGGCAAUCGGAUCCCUGCUGCCACUUCCUAGGAUGGAGGCCUAAGGAGCCUUCAGGAGGUCCUGUGCUUCCCCUACCCCUGCUGGAUCACAGCUUCCUCCCUGCACUAAAGCCCAGGGCUGCAGUGCAGCCUCUCUCCUUGGACCUGUACCGGGCCCCAGAGGGACGGGACAGAGCCUUCUGGGACCAUGGUUGGGCUGAAGCCUUCAGAGCUGCCUCCCACAACGGCUGUGAAGUUCCUGGGGGCAGGGACAGCCGCCUGUUUUGCUGACCUCCUCACCUUUCCACUGGACACAGCCAAAGUCCGUCUGCAGAUCCAGGGGGAGAACCAGACUGCCCAGGUGGCCCGGAGCGUCCAGUACCGCGGCGUGCUGGGCACCAUCCUGACCAUGGUGCGCACUGAGGGUCCCCGCAGCCCCUACAAUGGGCUGGUCGCCGGCCUGCAGCGCCAGAUGAGCUUUGCUUCCAUCCGCAUCGGCCUCUACGACUCUGUCAAGCAGUUCUACACCCCCAAAGGAUCAGACCACUCCAGCAUCACCACCCGGAUUUUGGCAGGCUGUACCACAGGGGCCAUGGCAGUAACCUGUGCCCAGCCCACAGAUGUGGUGAAGGUCCGAUUUCAGGCCAGCAAGCACCUUGGGCCUGGGGGCGACCGGAAGUACAGCGGGACAAUGGAUGCCUACAGAACCAUCGCCAGAGAGGAAGGGGUCAAGGGCCUGUGGAAAGGAACUUGGCCUAACAUCACAAGGAAUGCCAUUGUCAACUGUGCUGAGAUGGUGACCUACGACAUCAUCAAGGAGAAGCUGCUAGAGUAUCGCCUGCUCACCGACAACUUCCCCUGCCACUUUGUCUCUGCCUUUGGAGCCGGCUUCUGUGCCACAGUCGUGGCCUCCCCAGUGGAUGUGGUGAAGACCCGGUAUAUGAACUCUCCGCCAGGCCAGUACCGCAGCCCCCUGGACUGUAUGCUGAAGAUGGUGGCCCAGGAGGGCCCCACAGCCUUCUAUAAGGGAUUUACACCCUCCUUUUUGCGAUUGGGAGCCUGGAAUGUGGUGAUGUUCGUAACCUACGAGCAGCUGAAACGGGCCUUGAUGAAAGUCCAGAUACUAAGGGAAUCUCCGUUUUGAACAGAACGGGCCGCUUGGGACUUACCUGGAACAAAACCAGUCAAGAAUGGAAUAAAGCAGUGGGUCCACGCACAAAGGGACACAGACCCACACAUGUUUACAGAACUGUUUACUUGCUGCUGAUUCAAGAAACAGAAGUAGAAGAGGAGGACGCAUUCUGGUCUUCGGUGCGUUGUCUUAAGAAACACCUUUGUUUUGCACUGACGAGAUGGAAAACAAAUUAUAUUAAUUUUUGAAACCCAUUACGUUGGAUGCCUAACAUUUAGGCAAGAGAAGAUAAACCAAAGCAGAUCUGUUUGGAUAAAAUGGAAGUUUGCAAACUUAUGUCUCCUGAGAAAUCUAGAUUAGACAAUGAAUUAUGAAGAAGAAAGGCUGCAAGCAUGGGACAGGAGUGGCAUAUAACUUGGAAAUCCGCUAAGGAGUCUAGAGGGACACAGUCAGAGCAACACAAAGCUGUGACUCCCGCCUUUGAUUAGCCAUGGAUCUUCAGCCAUACGUGUAAAUGAAUCCGCUGUGUAGAAUCCACUGGGAUUCUAGGAAUGUGCGAGAAAACCUGGAACCUGUGCCAAACGAGCAAUGCUGGGCUCAUAAACAGUCUCUGAAGACACUGUAGAACCCAGAAGACAGCCUCGGUCUCCUUUCCUGUAAAAUGGGAGUAAUAAUCCCAUCACUGCUACCUCACUAGGGGUAUCAUGAGGAUCAUGUGAAAAGCUGGAGGGAAAAGUACUUUCUAGAAACAAACGCUCCGUACAAAUGUGAAUAUAAGGACAUGGGUGUGGGAAAUAUUUUGUCAGGACAGUGAGGAAGGGCCAGGGAAAAAAUUGUUGAAAGACAGUUGUCUAGAGGUGUGACCACAGGAGUCAGGGGCUGGGGAGCUGGGGAUGACAGAAGAUAAUGUGCAGGGCCGGCUGAGUGGCGCGUUGGUUCAGAGUUGGCUU